Pungitius pungitius (ninespine stickleback) is the source of this 3361-nucleotide messenger RNA. RefSeq names its product FAD-dependent oxidoreductase domain containing 2 (gene foxred2). The transcript has 10 exons. Gene Ontology annotation, cellular component: endoplasmic reticulum lumen. Lineage: Eukaryota; Metazoa; Chordata; Actinopteri; Perciformes; Gasterosteidae. Bases 428 to 2482 code for a protein of 684 amino acids. The record is from RefSeq and is a predicted model, not a curated record. Gene Ontology annotation, molecular function: monooxygenase activity; flavin adenine dinucleotide binding.
CUCCGGCUGUCUGACGGGGGGGUUGUGGGUUAGUGGAAUUUCAGAGGAGUGCACACACACACACACACACACACACACACACACACACACACACGCGCCAAAUAGUAAACAUGUAGCCGUCUCGACAGGUACGAUCGAUGGAAAAGCACAGAUGCUGCGUGGCAGGGAUCGACUGAAAUAAAAAGGGAAAGUUAGGUGCUUAUGUAGGUGAACCUCAGCCGAGCUCACAUCUGGCUCCAGGGAACCAGGACCGGGACCAGAACCGGAACCGGGACGCCGCAUCCUCUGCAGAGGGAUAACGUGGUUAAGCCGCCCUUCUGGUUCCACGUCACACGCACGCGGAUCUGAGAUGUAGCCGCUGUGCUGCAGGGAGCCGCGGUGGAGGUUAGCUAACGUCACAGAUCCACGCACGCGCGUGCACGGGGUUAUGGAUCCGAACCUUCCUUAUUUGACCCUCCUCAUCCUGAUUGGCUGCCCCGAGUGCUUUCCCGAUGGCCUCCAGCAGAACGGCACCCGCCGCCAUGACUACUGCGUGCUCGGUGCCGGGCCCUCGGGACUGCAGAUGGGAUAUUUCCUCUCCCGGGCAAAAAGAGACUACGUCAUCAUAGAGAGGAACUCUGGGCCGGGCAGCUUCUUCAACAAGUACCCCAGGCACAGGAAGCUCAUCAGUAUCAACAAGAUCUACACGGGGAGCCAGAACCGAGAGUUCAACAUGCGCCACGACUGGAACUCGCUGCUGAGCCACAGACCCGACCUCCUGUUGAAGAGGGUCAGCAGAGAUUUCUUCCCGCCGGCGGACGCCUUCCCGGUCUAUCUGUCCAUGUUCGAGAAGGAGCUGGGGCUGAGGGUCCGGUACGGUGUGGACAUCGGAAGGAUUGGGGCAGUGCGGUCCCCCGAGGGCAGAAGAUACAUCCUGACCGAUCAACACCAGCUGGACUACAAAUGCAGCGUCCUCCUGGUGGCCUCAGGUCUGUGGGUUCCUCAGAGGGCUGAGUUCGUGGGCUCCGACCUGGUCGAGGGCUACGAGUCCAUCUCCACUGAUCCCGAGGACUACAAGGACCAGGCCGUACUGAUUCUGGGCAAAGGGAACUCGGCUUUCGAAACAGCCCAGAGCAUCUCGGGAAGAGCCAAGUUGGUGCACAUGCUCAGUCCCAACCCUGUUCGACUGGCCUGGCAGACCCAUUACGUUGGAGAUCUCAGAGCUGUGAACAAUGAUCUUCUGGACACAUACCAGCUGAAGUCUUUAGAUGGGCUGGCGGAGAUCCCUCUGGAUAAAAUAGCCAUCACUCAGCUUAAGGAGCAAUGCAGGAGCAGAUCGGGCGCAAAGAAGAAAGUGAAGAAGCCAAAGUUCUAUGUGACUUUAAAAAAGUACCUACGACACCAGGAGGAGAAGAACGGCUCCGACGCGACCGGAGAGGAAACCCUCGAGUAUCACCUCGACAACUUCUCAAUGCGCAAGCCCUACGACCGGGUGAUAUCGUGCCUCGGAUUCCGAUUCAACUUCAGCAUAUUCCACAGCUCGGCCCGCCCGCUCAACAGCGACAACGCCAGAGGGCGCUUGCCGAGGCUGACGGCCUGGUACGAAGGGGAGGACACCCCCGGUUUGUUUGUGCUGGGAACCGCCGCUCACUCCAGAGACUACCGCUCAUCCGCCGGCGGCUUCGUCCACGGAUUCCGUUACACAGUGCGGUCUGUACAUCGCGUGCUUGAACAGCGUUACCAUGGCAACGCGUGGCAAUCAACAGAACUAUCGACAACGCAGCUGCAGUCGUGGAUUCUGAAGCGGAUCAACGAGGCCUCUGGGCCGUACCAAAUGUUUGAGGUUCUCGGCGAUGUCAUCCUUCUACGCGGCUCUCGCUGUGAAUACGUGGAGGAGUUUACACUGCAGGCCCUGCCUCGGUUCUCCUCUCUCUCGGGCCACGAGGUCUCUGACCACGGACUCAUCGUUUUGGUCAUGCAGUACGGGAAGAAGAAAGUUGACUACUUGGGGCGGGGCAGGGCUGACACCGAAUGGACCACAGCUUGGAAAUCAAACUUUCUGCAUCCAGUUUUAUACUACUAUGAUAAACUUCCCACUGAUGAGGAAAUGAAGCUCCGUCCCUCCGGCUGGACUUUACCGAGGCCAAAGGCCAUCCAUCACAUGGUCGAGGACUUUCUCACAGAAUGGGGAACUCCCAUAUCGCAUAUCCAGCCGCUGCGGCGCUUCCUCGAGCACUGUGUCCAGACUGACCUCAGGGCCUUCUAUGCAGAAUCAUGUUUCCGCUUGUCCCUCGCCCACCGCAGGCCGCCGCUGUUUUGUCAGCAGGGUUACUUGGAGCGGCAGGGAGUCGCUCGCGACAGCCGGCUGUGGCAGCACGGUCAGGACGGGGGGCCGAGGCCCACUGAGCGAGACGAGGGCACAUCGGGGGAGGAUCCCGCAUUUCCUACCUACCUGGCACAAGCUGGAGCCUCCUUUUCUGCAGGACUGAAACUUGACUUCUGAUUGUUUUGCCCAAGAGUGUUAAAGGGAGGGGUUUCCAUAUUGAGAAAGAAAAGUGGUCUCAAGCAAUGGAACCAAAAAGAGUCCCUCCCAAUGUUGCCAAUUCUUAAUGAAUGCAGAAAGUCGCCACGUUGGUUGACCACACUGACCUUUACCUUUUAGGCCUACCUCCCCCAAAAAUAUAGCAGAUCAUAAUGAAUGGAAAAAAAGAAUAUUGCCACUACAUGUUCUUCCAAAUGUUAAGUUAUCCGUUUGUGGGAGAGUCUUGUGAUGAGCACUGAGUGUGCAGAAUCUAAUCAAGCAGGUAAUCGUUACAUUUGGGCCGAAUGAAACGGUGGACCUGUUUACUACAGUCCUCUGACAGCAACAGAUUACCAAGCCUACCUUUUUAAACCAUGCCUCUCAAGCUGUUUAUGUCCAUCAGACUGACAGAAUGCCAUGAUGCUGAUCAGUGGUUUCCAAUGUUUUGGGUCUGUGACUUUAAAUGAUCUAUAAACCCUUGUCAUUUGUAAACCUGGCUUGACAAAUUCAACCAAAGAGUCAAUGUUUUUUUUGUUUACUUUGAUAAUGUUUACAUGUCUGAAGAAGUGCCAUUAUUAAGAAAUUCACUACAGUGUAACUGAAUUUUUCCUUAUUUUGUAACAAUCUCACAGCUCAUCAUCAUCACGGGGCCUAUUGGGGACCCAACCCUCAGUUUGGGAACUGCAUCACUGGAAAGGCACCUUUUCCCUUGAAUGUUCCUUUAUUUUUAGAAUCUCGGAAUCUCUAUAUAUUAUAGUAUGACAUUUUCAUAUCAUAUAAAUGUAUUUUACGAUAUAUAGGUGUAGGGUGAGGUUUUGUGUAUUAUUGAUUUUACAUGGUAUUACCCGAUGAAACAUAUUA